This is a messenger RNA of Mus pahari (shrew mouse), 1766 nucleotides long. RefSeq names its product C1q and TNF related 4 (gene C1qtnf4). NCBI's taxonomy places the organism in Eukaryota, Metazoa, Chordata, Mammalia, Rodentia, Muridae. The record is from RefSeq and is a predicted model, not a curated record. The coding region runs from base 625 to 1605 and encodes 326 amino acids. Gene Ontology annotation, molecular function: protein binding. The transcript has 2 exons.
CUUACUUUACUAAGGACAUUGACCCAUUUAUCCUUCUCUUCCCUCAGAUCUUCCCCCAAGGCCACUCAGCCUGGACAUCUGUCCCAUACAAAACCUCACCUCCUGCUGUCCUUGCUUGCAGCCCAGUCCGUGCCUUGCCCGAGUUCUCUCUCCCUACACAAGCCAGAAAGCUGGUCUGUAGGAUGCCUUGGGCCACCCUAGGGUGGCCUCUCUAGCAGCCUUGGUUUCCCCACCUGCUAACUUGGAUCAAUGACGCCUGCGCGCGACACCCGAAGGAUAACUCUCAGGAUCCAGGAAUGAGGAAGGGUCCCAUGCUCAGCGCAGGCUCGGUGCGGUGCCCCAGGCCCGGCUGCUCGGCGCCCCUCCCUCGUCCUCCGCUCUCCCCUCCGCCUCCCCUGCUCCCCGCCCUUGAGCUUCUCCGCGCUUCAGCUUCUGCUGUCCUUCCCACUCGCUCACGCCUCCCUUGCCGGGGUCCCCACUCGUCGCCGGCUAAGCCCCCCUCCCGUCACCCCUGGAGGCCCGGUCAAGCCGCAGCGCGGGCGACUAGUGUGCAGCCCGGCGUCCUCACCGAGCAGGAUAGCCGGCUGGGACCGAAGCCGACCCGCCCGUCGCCAGCCAGGUGCCAUGCUGCUGCUCCUGCUGGGCUGUCUAGGCCCGGCGGCCUGCUGGGCACUGGGCCCCGCUGGCCCUGGCUCCUCCGAGCUGCGGUCAGCCUUCUCGGCGGCUCGCACCACCCCGCUGGAGGGCACGUCGGAGAUGGCGGUGACCUUCGACAAGGUGUACGUGAACAUCGGGGGUGACUUCGACGCAGCCACCGGGCGGUUCCGCUGUCGCGUGCCCGGCGCCUACUUCUUCUCCUUCACGGCCGGCAAGGCCCCGCACAAGAGCCUGUCGGUGAUGCUGGUGCGCAACCGCGACGAGGUGCAGGCGCUGGCUUUCGACGAGCAGCGGCGGCCAGGCGCGCGGCGCGCGGCCAGCCAAAGCGCCAUGCUGCAGCUCGACUACGGCGACACAGUGUGGCUGCGGCUGCACGGCGCCCCGCAGUACGCGCUCGGCGCGCCGGGCGCCACCUUCAGUGGCUACCUGGUGUACGCGGACGCCGACGCCGACGCGCCUGCGCGCGGCCCCGCGCCCCCGGAGCCGCGCUCGGCCUUCUCCGCGGCGCGCACGCGCAGCCUGGUGGGCUCGGACGCGGGCCCCGGCCCCCGCCACCGGCCGCUGGCCUUCGACACCGAGCUGGUAAACAUAGGUGGCGACUUCGACGCGGCGGCCGGCGUGUUCCGCUGCCGCCUGCCGGGAGCCUAUUUCUUCUCCUUCACGCUGGGCAAGCUGCCGCGCAAGACGCUGUCGGUGAAGCUGAUGAAGAACCGCGACGAGGUGCAGGCCAUGAUUUACGACGACGGCGCUUCGAGGCGCCGUGAGAUGCAGAGUCAGAGCGUGAUGCUGCCGCUGCGGCGCGGCGACGCCGUCUGGCUGCUUAGCCACGAUCACGAUGGCUACGGCGCCUACAGCAACCACGGCAAGUACAUCACUUUCUCCGGCUUCCUGGUCUACCCCGAGCUCGCCGCCGCCGGCCCGCCGGCCCUCAAGCCCCCAGAGCUCUGAGCCUCUGCUUGGAGGAGCCCGGGAGAGCCGUGGGGCAUGCAUGCCGAGCCGGGACCGCGGCCCGAACGCCCCACCGGUCCGAGCAUGACUGCCUGCCCAGCACGCCUGGACUCUGCCAAUAAAGUGGGGCUGCCUGUCAGUCUUAUGGUCCUGCCCUGUGU